AUGGGCCUCGCCCCUGUGUUCCUGGGCAAGGCGGCCGCCCUCAAAGACCCGGUCGAGCAGCUGAAGCUGGCCACCUGCUGGUUCAUCUCACACCAAAUCACCUUCAUCGAGAUGGAAAAGCCGUUCAACCCCAUUCUCGGCGAGACUUUCCAGGGGUGGAUCCAUGGCUGCCCGAUCUACAUGGAGCAGAUCAGCCACCACCCGCCCAUCCACAGUCUGCUGAUGCUCGGCGAGGGCUGGAAAAUCGAGUCCACUCUGGAGGCCACCAUCCAGCUAAAGCUCAACUCGGGGGCAGGCACGUUCGUGGGCAACACGGUCGUUAAAUUCCUGGAGUCAGGAACUGAAGUGACCAUCCGCGGCAACUCGGGCGAACUGUCGGGACUGACUUUUGGCACUCGCAAGUUUAAUUUCGUGGGGGCGACGAGGGUGUUCGACCGGCGCAACCGGCUGGCUCUGUUCAUCCGGCACAACCCCGACGAAAAGGGCUUCUUUUCCUGGGGCAAGCAAAAGACCCCUGAGGACUACCUGCAGGGGAACAUCGUCAGAGCCAAGCAAAGCUACUUCUCGGCCUUGGACCAGAACUACAACAUCGGUGCACCUGAAGAGGCCGACAUUGAUGAGAUCCUCGGUGAGAUGACUGGUGAGUGGCCCACCUACUUGAAAUUCGACAAGACCAUGUACUACGAGGUGGACAAGGAGGUUCCUUACGCCUUGGACUACGAGAAAUACCCCCUGCCUUCUGACUGCAACUACCGGGAGGAUGUGAUCUACCGCCGGCUGAGAGACACCGUCAGGUCGCAGCAGGAGAAGGAACGGCUAGAAGAAAUCCAGCGGGGCGACAGGAAAUUGCGGGCCGCCCAUGGCCCGCCAAAAAGCAUUGACUUUUGA
Messenger RNA from Hippocampus zosterae (dwarf seahorse), 888 nucleotides. Its product is annotated as oxysterol-binding protein 9-like. Lineage: Eukaryota; Metazoa; Chordata; Actinopteri; Syngnathiformes; Syngnathidae. The transcript has a single exon. The coding region runs from base 1 to 888 and encodes 295 amino acids. Gene Ontology annotation, molecular function: sterol binding. The record is from RefSeq and is a predicted model, not a curated record. Gene Ontology annotation, cellular component: cytosol; membrane; intracellular membrane-bounded organelle.